GCUGUCCAAUAUAUGUCUCAUGCGGUAUCAGUUGUACGUAAUACAACAGAUUCAUUUGUGAUUUAACGAUAGAAAAACCAAAGAUUUGUACCCAUGUCCACUCUUCUCUUGAUAGUCUGCGGUGUGUGGUGGACUGUGACAGUCGAUGCACAGUCAUGCCCGUCCCCCUGUUACUGCAGGCCACCGGGACAAGUUUUCUGCAACGGAACGGGAAUUUCCGAGAUCCCGGAUAAUAUUCCGACCGACACCAAAAUCCUGUACAUCGGCGAUAAUCCAAUCCACGAAAUCAAAAAGGGUUCAUUAUCAAAGCUCGUUAAUCUGAAUGCGCUGGACGCGUCGGGUGCCCGUUUAAAGGAAGGGUCAAUCGAACCAGGUGCCCUUGACCUUCCCAGUCUAACGGAUGUGGAUCUGUCCAUGACGGACUACACUGCGAUUCCGAAAGUCCUUCCGAAAAUCAUGGACACCUUCAGGAUGAUGCAAGGAAACUUGAAAACAAUUCAAUCAGACAGCUUUAAUCUUUAUCCUAAGAUCGUUUAUCUUGACCUCUCAAACAAUGAAAUAUCCAAAAUCCAACCCGGGGCGUUUGACCCUCUUGUUGCAAUGACAACACUCUACAUCGGAUUCAACAAGCUAACCGACGCAAGUUUUCCACCAAAUGCUUUUUCUAAGUGUAGAAGCAUCAACUCCAUUGAUUUCAGGUUCAACCAAAUGCAAAGUGUUCUCAAUGAUAUCCCUACAUGCAUCCAACAUCUCUGCUAUGUGGGCAAUCAGAUAAAAACCCUGCCUUCCUUUGGCUUCAAAGACCUGGUCAAUCUUCAGACCUUGGCUUUCUGGCAGGGACAGGUAGAAACCAUUGAGGACAAUGCGUUCCACGGCCUUGACAAGCUUACCUUACUGGAUUUUAUGCAGGACCACAUCAAAUCUACACUGACAAACAAUACCUUUGUAUGCCUCUCCAGUGUAGACACCCUCUACCUAGAUUUAAACAAUAUCAGCCACAUAGAGCCGGGUGCUCUGUAUCCGCUAAAGAGUAUGGGGUCCCUGUGGCUCCAAAGCAACCAGUUGUCUACCCUAAAGCCCGAGGUGUUAGACACGAGAUACCUGACCAAACUAAACACUCUGUUCAUUGAUUCAAAUCCUUGGAACUGUGACUGCAAUCUGAGGUGGCUGAGAGAGAAAAUGGACAACGCGCCUUACGUUAUUCAGGAUCCGCACCUGAUUGUGUGUAGUGGACCGCCGAAAGUAGCAGGAAAAGCUUGGGAUGAGUUGAAACCAUCAGACUUUGUGUGUAAUGAAGAAUGAAUAUAUCAAGAUUCUCAAUGUAAUUUAUAGGGU
This is a messenger RNA of Magallana angulata, 1335 nucleotides long. Its product is annotated as leucine-rich repeat transmembrane protein FLRT3-like. The transcript has 2 exons. The record is from RefSeq and is a predicted model, not a curated record. The coding region runs from base 94 to 1302 and encodes 402 amino acids. NCBI's taxonomy places the organism in Eukaryota, Metazoa, Mollusca, Bivalvia, Ostreida, Ostreidae. Gene Ontology annotation, molecular function: protein binding.